This is a messenger RNA of Solanum pennellii, 2847 nucleotides long. RefSeq names its product pentatricopeptide repeat-containing protein At1g08070, chloroplastic. Lineage: Eukaryota; Viridiplantae; Streptophyta; Magnoliopsida; Solanales; Solanaceae. Gene Ontology annotation, biological process: RNA modification. The transcript has a single exon. Gene Ontology annotation, molecular function: protein binding; RNA binding; zinc ion binding. The record is from RefSeq and is a predicted model, not a curated record. Bases 507 to 2702 code for a protein of 731 amino acids.
CUUAUAGUAGGCCAUGCGAUAUCCAAGGCACGACCCCACAUCAGCUCCCCAAUUACACCAUUGUGAGAGACUCAAGUCCAAUACCUUACAGUAGGAUGUGUGUCAUUACAAGGCACGAACCCCACAUCAACUCCCACAACUUAACCAAUAUGAAACUCAAGUCUCAAACCUUAUAGUAGGCUAUGCGACAUCCAAGGCACAAACCCCACAUCAGCUCCCACAAUUUAACCAACGUGAGACUCAAGUCUCAUACCUUAUAGUAGGCUAUGCAACAUCCAAGGCACGAACCCCACAUCAACUCCCAGAAUUUAACCAACGCGAGACUCAAGUCUCAUACCUUACACUAGGAUGUACGCCAUCCAGGCACGACCCGACCCCACAUCAACUCCUCAAGUCCCAUUUGCAAAUAGCAUCAUAACAUGUAAGAUUUUUUGGGGCCAAAUUUCAAAGAUUGGACCUUUAUCCCCAUAUUAUCUUGUACACUUAUCAAAUUAGAACACAAAACAAUGACACUCUCUUUACCUAUCACUAUCCUCCACUUUCUCCCAAACUCAGAUCCCCCUUACAAACUCCUUCAAACUCAUCCAUCUUUUUCCCUCCUAUCCAAAUGCAAAAACAUGGAAGAUUUCAAGAAAGUUCAUACCCAUUUCAUCAAAUUUGGUUUACACAAUACCCAAUUUGCACUAAGCAAAUUACUUGAAUUUUGUGUCACUAAUCCAUAUGGAGAUUUCUCAUAUGCUUUAUCAAUCUUUAAUUCUACUGAUGACCCUAAUCACGUUAUGUAUAACAUGAUAAUUAGAGGAUAUUCAUUGAGUUCAUCUCCCAGUUUCGCUAUUGAUUUCUAUGAAAAAUUGCUUUUUUCGGGUAAUAAACCGAAUUCGUUUACAUUUCCGUUUCUUUUUAAAUCUUGUGCGAAAAUAAUGGAUACCCAGAUGGGGAAAAUGAUUCAUGGACAUGUUUUUAAGCUUGGGUUGAUGACUGAUGUUUAUGUACAUGCUUCACUUAUCAAUAUGUAUGCUCAAAAUGGUGAAAUGGAUGAUGCAAGAUUGGUGUUUGAUAAAAGUUCUAACAGAGAUGCUGUGUCGUUUACGGCAUUGAUUAAUGGGUAUGCGUUGAAGGGACGUGUCGGUGAUGCUCGGGAACUGUUUGAUGAAAUGCCUGUGAGAGAUGUUGUUUCGUGGAAUGCGAUGAUUUCGGGGUAUGCUCAGGUGGGACGGUUUGAGGAGGCCUUGGUGUUGUUUGAGGAGAUGAGAAAUGUGAAUGUGGAACCUUCGGUGAGCACGUUGUUGAGUGUUCUAUCUGCGUGUGCACGUGUAGGUGAACUUAAAUUGGGGAAUUGGGUGAGAUCAUGGAUUGAAGAUCACGGACUUGGUUUGAAUAUUCGUCUUGUUAAUGCACUUAUUGAUAUGUACUCAAAAUGUGGUGAUGUGAAGACGGCUAGGGUGUUAUUCGAGGGUCUAGAGGAGAAAGAUCUCGUGUCGUGGAAUGUUAUGAUUGGGGGUUAUACACAUUCUGGCUAUUACAAAGAUGCAUUGGCUGUUUUUCAUCGAAUGCAGCAAGAAGUUAUCGAUCCUAAUGAUAUUACAUUGUUGAGCAUCCUUCCAGCUUGUGCACAUUUAGGUGCUCUAGAUCUUGGUAAGUGGAUACAUGUCUAUAUUGACAAGCAUUAUCAACACUUACAAAACACUUCUCUAUGGACUAGUCUGAUAAAUAUGUAUGCAAAAUGUGGAGCCAUCGCAGCAGCAAAACAAGUCUUUCAGGGAAUGAGAACGAAAACUUUAGCUUCGUAUAAUGUGAUGAUCUCAGGGCUAGCAAUGCAUGGUGAUGCAUAUGAAGCUCUGGAGCUUUUCCGUAAAAUGACAGAGGAAGGAAUGAAGCCAGAUGAUAUAACAUUCGUUAGUGUUUUAUCAGCUUGCAAUCACGCUGGUUUAGUGGAUCUUGGUCGAGAAUAUUUUAAUACCAUGAUCCAAAGCUACAAGUACACACCAAAGUUGCAGCAUUAUGGAUGUAUGAUUGACCUUCUAGGACGAGCAGGCCAAUUCGAUGAAGCAAUGAACAUGAUCGAAAGCAUGGAGAUUAAACCCGAUGGUGCAAUAUGGGGUUCCUUGCUAGGUUCUUGUAGAAUCCACAAGAAUCUUGAGUUGGGUGAAUAUGCUGCCAAGAACUUAUUUAAACUAGAACCCGAGAAUCCUGGUGCUUAUGUACUCUUAUCCAACAUCUAUGCCGGUGCUGGAAAUUGGGACAAAGUAGCAUCAAUAAGAACUUUUUUAAAUGAUCAAGGAAUGAAGAAAGUUCCUGGUUGUACCUCCAUUGAGAUUGAUAGAGUAGUCCACGAGUUUCUUGUUAGUGAUAGAACACAUCAGCAAAGCAACGAGAUUUAUAAGAUGUUGGAUGAAGUCGAUAGGCUAUUGGAAAUGGCUGGCCAUGUUCCAGAUACAUCAGAGGUACAUUAUGAAAUGGAUGAGGAGUGGAAGGAAGAAAAACUAAAUCAACAUAGCGAGAAGUUGGCGAUUGCCUUUGGAUUAAUCAGCACAGAGCCAGGGACAACUCUGAGAAUUGUUAAGAACCUUAGAGUGUGUGGCAAUUGUCAUGAAGCCACGAAGAUGAUAUCGAAGAUAUUUAACAGGGAGAUCAUUGCAAGAGACAGGAAUCGAUUUCACCAUUUCAAAAACGGUUCUUGCUCGUGUUUAGACUAUUGGUGAACUGAUAAAGAUCAAGCAGAGUGGAUGGUUAAGUUCAUAGCCAGAAUGCUCUCAAGGUACUAUCAGUAGUUAUAUACACAAAUUUUGCCAAAUACUUUUUCUGUAAAGAUAUUACACUGUUUGAGAAAAGCGAGUUAAUCUCUGA